Messenger RNA from Chanos chanos (milkfish), 1858 nucleotides. RefSeq names its product fucosyltransferase 8a (alpha (1,6) fucosyltransferase) (gene fut8a). The transcript has 10 exons. The coding region runs from base 1 to 1746 and encodes 581 amino acids. The record is from RefSeq and is a predicted model, not a curated record. Gene Ontology annotation, biological process: protein N-linked glycosylation. Gene Ontology annotation, cellular component: Golgi cisterna membrane. NCBI's taxonomy places the organism in Eukaryota, Metazoa, Chordata, Actinopteri, Gonorynchiformes, Chanidae. Gene Ontology annotation, molecular function: glycoprotein 6-alpha-L-fucosyltransferase activity; protein binding.
AUGCGUCCGUGGACAGGGUCAUGGCGCUGGAUCAUGCUGGUGCUGCUGGCCUGGGGCACACUGCUCUUUUACAUCGGUGGGCACCUGGUGCGUGAUAGUGAGCACCCUGAGAGGUCCAGCCGAGAGCUGUCCAAGAUUCUGGCCAAACUGGAGCGACUCAAACAACAGAACGAAGACCUGCGACGCAUGGCGGAGACACUUAGGCUGCCUGAGGGCCAGGCAGACAUGGGUCCAGGGGCUGCUGGGAGACUGCGCACUCUGGAGGAGCAGCUGAUCAGAGCCAAAGAACAGAUCAACUCCUACCGCAGCCUUCCUUCAGACGCAGGGCCGGGCAGGUACCAGGAAGAGCUGAGGAGGAAGAUUGAGAAUGGUGUCAGGGAACUUUGGUACUUUGUGCGCAGUGAGGUGAAGAAACUGGCUCACGUGGAGAGUGGAGACCUACAGAAACACAUUGACAUUCUUCUGCAGGACCUGGGGGAUCAACAGAGGUCCAUCAUGGCAGACCUUUACUUCUUGAGUCAGGUGGAUGGAGCAGGAGACUGGAGAGAGAAAGAGGCCAAGGACCUGUCCAACCUAGUACAAAACAGAAUUUCUUACUUGCAGAAUCCGCAGGACUGCAGCAAAGCACGCAAGCUAGUAUGCAACAUCAACAAGGGCUGCGGCUACGGCUGUCAGCUGCACCAUGUGGUCUACUGUUUUAUGAUCGCCUACGGUACCCAGCGGACACUCAUUCUGGAGUCACAGAACUGGCGCUACGCCACCGGUGGCUGGGAGACCGUCUUCAAACCCGUCAGCGACACGUGCACUGACCGCAACGGAGCCUCAACUGGACACUGGUCUGGUGAAGCCAAUGAUCGUGACGUGCAGGUGAUAGAGUUGCCCAUAGUGGACAGCUUGCAUCCUCGUCCACCUUACUUGCCUCUGGCCAUCCCAGAGGACCUGGCCGAUCGCCUCCACCGUCUCCAUGGUGACCCAUCUGUUUGGUGGGUGUCACAGUUUGUGAAGUACCUAGUUCGACCGCAGGCCUGGCUGGAUAAGGAGAUCCAGGAGGCCACUGCCAGGCUGGGCUUCAAACAUCCUGUCAUAGGGGUGCAUGUGCGUAGGACUGAUAAAGUGGGAACAGAGGCAGCCUUCCAUCCUAUAGAGGAGUACAUGGUACAUGUGGAGGACCACUUCCAGAGCUUGGCCAGACGAAUGCAUGUAGACAAGAAACGUGUUUACCUGGCCACUGAUGACCCCUCACUACUGCAGGAAGCCAAGUCCAAAUAUCCUGACUAUGAGUUCAUCAGUGAUAACUCCAUCUCAUGGUCGGCUGGUCUGCAUAACCGCUACACUGAGAAUUCACUCAGGGGAGUUAUCCUGGACAUCCACUUCCUGUCACAGACCAAUUUCCUCGUCUGUACCUUCUCCUCACAGGUAUGUCGCGUGGCCUAUGAGAUCAUGCAAACCCUGCACCCGGAUGCCUCGUCUUACUUCCACUCUCUGGACGAUAUAUAUUACUUUGGAGGUCAGAACGCCCACAACCAGAUCGCCAUAUACCCCCACCAGCCCCGAAACGCAGAGGACAUCCCCCUAGAACCCGGUGACAUCAUCGGGGUGGCUGGCAACCACUGGGACGGCUACUCCAAAGGCAUCAACCGCAAAACAGGCCGCACAGGCCUCUACCCUUCCUAUAAAGUCAAAGAGAAGAUAGAGACAGUGAAAUAUCCCACUUACCCUGAAGCAGACAAACUUCUCAAACAGUAGAGAGUGAGACAGAGAUAGAACGCUGCUGCUCAAGUACUGUGGAGGGGAGCCCCACACCUCCAGGAAUGCACUUUUGUGUGUAAGUGCGUGUGUGCGUGUGCGUGUGUGUGUG